AUGGAAAAUAUAGAAGACAAAGAUGAAAAAUUGACAACUUUUGAUUUAGCUCAUAAACAGCAUGUAAAAUAUUUUCAAAGAUUUUUACAUUUUAGUCCAGCAUAUACAUCUUAUCAAGAUUGUUCCAGACUUUACUUAGCUUUCCUAGCUAUUUCAGGUUUAGAUUUAUUAAAUGCUUUAGAUACAAUUUCUAAUGAAGAUAAAUUACAUAUCAUUGAGUGGGUAUAUGGAUUACAAAUUUUACCAAAGGGUUCUUAUUCUAUAGAUAGAUGUGGAUUUCAGGGAUCAUAUACACAUAUAAUUAAAGGAGUUGACCAUGGCUAUGAAAAGGGACAUAUUGUUAUGACAUAUACAGGCUUGGCAAUUCUCAUUAUUUUAGGAGAUGACUUAUCUAAAGUUAAUAAAGAAGCCGUUCUUGGAGGUUUAAAAGCUUUGCAAUUGGAAAAUGGAAGUUUUUGCGCUGCAAAUCAUGAAGAAUCAGAUAUGAGAUUUGUUUACUGUGCAGCAUGCAUAUCAUAUUUUUUAAAUGAUUUUAAAGCUCUAGAUUUAAUUAAAUUAAGAAAGUUUAUAACAUCAAGUAUAAAUUAUGAUGGCGGAAUAGGACAGGGUCCAGAAUUGGAAAGUCAUGGAGGAAGUACUUUUUGCGCAGUAGCUGCUUCACAUCUAUGUGGUCUUUUAAAUGAAAUUUUUAGCGAAAAACAAAUAGCACAAUUGAUUAGGUGGUGUGUUAAUAGACAAGUUUCAGGAUUUCAAGGAAGACCUAAUAAACUUGUAGACACAUGUUAUUCAUUUUGGUUGGGUGGUGCGCUUCAUUUAUUAAAUGCAUUAGAUAAAAUUGAUAUGAAAAGUAAUAGAGAAUAUAUUUUGUCAACUCAAGAUGAUAUACUUGGGGGUUUUGCUAAAGGACCAAAUAUUUACACGGACCCGUUGCAUACUUAUUUAGGAUUAUGUGGAUUAAGUUUAAUGAAUGAAGAGUCAUUGCUGCAAUUAGAUCCUGCAUUAAAUAUUAGUAAACGUGCUCAUGAAUUUUUAAAAAAUCUUCACAAAACAUGGAACUCGUAG
This is a messenger RNA of Pediculus humanus corporis (human body louse), 1062 nucleotides long. RefSeq names its product Geranylgeranyl transferase type-1 subunit beta, putative. The record is from RefSeq and is a predicted model, not a curated record. Gene Ontology annotation, molecular function: CAAX-protein geranylgeranyltransferase activity. Gene Ontology annotation, biological process: protein geranylgeranylation. NCBI's taxonomy places the organism in Eukaryota, Metazoa, Arthropoda, Insecta, Psocodea, Pediculidae. The transcript is spliced from 6 exons. Gene Ontology annotation, cellular component: CAAX-protein geranylgeranyltransferase complex. Bases 1 to 1062 code for a protein of 353 amino acids.